Vigna radiata var. radiata (mung bean) is the source of this 1728-nucleotide messenger RNA. RefSeq lists its product as uncharacterized. NCBI's taxonomy places the organism in Eukaryota, Viridiplantae, Streptophyta, Magnoliopsida, Fabales, Fabaceae. The record is from RefSeq and is a predicted model, not a curated record. The coding region runs from base 77 to 1234 and encodes 385 amino acids. The transcript has 2 exons.
UCUGAUACUCUGAUCUCAUACACUGUUUUAUUGUAAAAUUUUAAUUAAUUGCAUAUUAGAUGUCUUCCAGAAUGGCAUGGAAGGAUAUAAGAGAAGAAUGGGAAGGGCAAUUUUCAGAGACAGACUCUGUUGUGUUCUGUUAAUAUUGUUACAGUAUUUAUUUAUUCAUUUGUCUUCCUUAUUUUUCUGCACUGGCUGUUCCUGCAGUUGCAGUUGCAGGCUUUGCACCUUUCUCUCUCUUGGACACCAUAGCAUAAUGGAGCUCCAAACCCGGAGCAAUAAUGGAGAAAAAGCAAACCCAGAAGAAGACAUCGACAGCAACUGCUCCACUCCCUAUGUAAGUGCUCCUUCCAGUCCAGGCCGGGCACCAGGCGGUAGUGGAGGCUUCUUCUACAGUGCUCCGGCGAGUCCAAUGCACUUCACCAUAACAGCGGCUUCCACUUACUCACCCUCUUCCUCUUCCUUUGAGAAAAACUCCUCUUCCUGCGAGUUUGAGUUCUCGGCUCGGUUCAGUUUGACGGGUUUUAAUGGUUCAGCUUCAAUGAGUUCGGCAGAUGAGUUGUUUCUGAACGGUCAGAUCCGACCCAUGAAACUUUCGACCCACUUGGAGCGUCCACAGGUUCUGGCCCCCUUGCUGGAUCUGGAGGAAGAAGAUGAUGUAGAAAACGAGGAUGUUGAAGCGCGUGUACGAGGUAGAGAUCUGAGGUUGCGGGACAAGUCUCUCCGGAGAAGGACCAGAUCCCUGUCACCUCUGAGGAACACGCCUUUGGAGUGGACAGAAAACGAGGAUGUGGUGAAUGAGGUAAAAACAGACAAGAAGGAAAACGUGACCUCUUCAAGUGGAACAGGGAGGAGUUCCAAGAGAUGGGUUUUCUUGAGAGAUUUUCUCAGAAGUAAAAGCGAGGGAAGGAGUAACAACAAGUUCUGGUCCACUAUCUCCUUCUCUCCAGCCAAGGAUAAAAAGGCCCAAAACCAGGUUAAUGGGCUGCCAAAGUCCAAGAAGGUGACAGAAAAGCCCACUAACGGUGUCGUCGUAGGAAAGAGACGCCUACCGGCCUCACCCCACGAGUUGCAUUAUAAAGCUAACCGCGCCCAAGCGGAGGAGUUGAGAAGGAAAACAUUUUUGCCUUAUAGACAAGGCUUGUUUGGGUGUUUGGGAUUUAGUUCCAAAGGAUAUGGUGCUAUGAGUGGCUUGGCCAGAGCCUUAAACCCUGUCUCUUCCAGUGUGCAGUAACUGAGUCUGAGUUAUUAUAUUCACGCUAGCUGGUUCUAGUUUUGGAACUUGAUUUCAUCUUAAGUUUUAAUAUCUUUUCUGCAGUUAGAUUAGACCUAAAUAAGGGUUACAGCUUUGGGUUGUUGUUGUAUAUUUUAUUAAUUAACAAUUUUAAGGGAUUCCAAAUGAAUUGAAAAUAUAUAAAAGAGAAUAAUGACAGAAUCGGGUGUGAGGUGGGUUUAGGUAUGAGGACCCAUAGUAACAGUGUAAACACAGUUGGAAGAUGUUUCUAGUGUAGCUCUAAGCAGACCCACAAUUGAAAGAUGCUUAUGCUUGUUUGUAUCUUUGGUGUCCUAAACUUUUUGUUGCUUAUGCAAAUUGUAUAUCUGUCGGGACUCGGAGUAGGGCAAAUACAUGAAAUCACCAACUUUGCCCUUGGCUAGUUAUAAAUAAGAUGAAAUCCAUCUGUUAUGAAUGAGACAUAAUAUAAUGAUUUGUCAUUGAGUUUCUGAAAA